Impatiens glandulifera is the source of this 1093-nucleotide messenger RNA. Its product is annotated as hypersensitive-induced response protein 1-like. The transcript has 6 exons. Lineage: Eukaryota; Viridiplantae; Streptophyta; Magnoliopsida; Ericales; Balsaminaceae. Bases 80 to 940 code for a protein of 286 amino acids. The record is from RefSeq and is a predicted model, not a curated record.
UCUUCUUCAUAAGCAAAUCUCCGGCUCUUUCUCUCUCAUUCUCCGUUGUCUCCUUCCCGACGCUUUCGUCAUAAGAGUCAUGGGGCAGGCUCUUGGUUGUGUUCAGGUUGAUCAGUCUACAGUUGCUGUUAAGGAACAUUUUGGAAAGUUUGUCAACGUACUUGAACCCGGUUUUCACUGCAUACCUUGGUGUUUUGGUUACAAAUCAGCUGGCCUUCUAUCGCUUCGUGUGCAGCAGCUUGAUGUUCGAUGCGAAACAAAAACUAAGGACAAUGUCUUUGUGACAGUUGUGGCAUCGAUUCAGUAUCGUGCUAUGGCAGAUAAAGCUGUUGAUGCUUUCUAUAAGCUAAGCAACACUAAAGCACAAAUCCAAGCUUAUGUUUUUGAUGUUAUUAGGGCAAGUGUGCCAAAGUUGGAGUUAGACUCUGUUUUUGAGCAGAAGAAUAAAAUUGCCAAAGCUGUGGAAGAAGAACUUGAGAAGGCCAUGUCUGCUUAUGGGUUUGAAAUUGUUGAGACUCUGAUCAUUGAUAUUGAGCCAGAUGCACAGGUGAAGAAAGCAAUGAAUGAGAUCAAUGCAGCUGCUAGGCUGAGGGUUGCUGCAAAUGAGAAGGCUGAAGCAGAGAAAAUAUUGCAGGUGAAACGUGCUGAAGGGGAGGCAGAGGCCAAGUAUCUUUCGGGGCUGGGUAUUGCCAGGCAGCGACAAGCUAUAGUCGACGGUUUGAGAGACAGCGUGCUCACUUUCUCAAAGAAUGUGCCUGGGACAUCUGCCAAAGACGUAAUGGACAUGGUUCUCAUAACUCAGUAUUUUGACACCAUGAAGGAAAUCGGUGCCAAUUCUAAAUCUUCGGCUGUUUUCAUCCCCCAUGGCCCAGGUGCAGUCAAGGAUAUCGCCGCCCAGAUUCGCGAUGGACUCAUUCAGGGUCAAAACGCCCAAGUGUGACUGUAAACAAACCCACGACUUUCCCGGAUGCUUAAAUAAGAUAUAGUCUUCCAUUAUAUGUGCGUGUAUAAUCAAUGAUUUAUGUGUGUCUACAAAACUUUGUUCUAUAAAAGUAAAAACUUAUAUGACAAUAAUAUAUUGUGGUUUGUGUUA